Messenger RNA from Penicillium soppii, 357 nucleotides. RefSeq lists its product as uncharacterized. NCBI's taxonomy places the organism in Eukaryota, Fungi, Ascomycota, Eurotiomycetes, Eurotiales, Aspergillaceae. The transcript has a single exon. The record is from RefSeq and is a predicted model, not a curated record. Bases 1 to 357 code for a protein of 118 amino acids.
AUGGUAUACAACCGCAUGAACCAAGAUACCUCAAACCUCCUCGACAAUGUGCGCUCCGACCCAGCAACCCGUCCUCCAUUCUUCUGGCAUCACAUCAGACCAGACCGUCAGCGCUGGGCGAUCCUAGAGAUCUGGCGCAAUGCGGCGCCACUUACCCGCGCGCUAUUUGACCGUGGCGCUACUAACGGCGAAUAUGGACCGAACUGGGUGUCUGGGUGGUUGCUGUACAGUGUUUUUCGAUCUCGGGAUGUGAGGAAUAAUCGAAACCGGAGGAAGGGGGAGGUUGGGUCUUCUGCUGGUUCAGAGUCCGGUAUGCAUCUGUGCCUAAAGAGUAUUCUGGUACUGAACGAGAACUGA